AUGGCCUGGGAGACGACGACGAACCACUCUCAGUCGGGACUCGUCAGGGAGUCGAGCCUCCAGCGGAAGAGCCUGUCGCGCAAGGGAUCGAGUGCCAGCCGCAAGACGCAGACGUCCAUCAGCCCGAUAGACCAGUCGCUAACGCCGCCGAGCCUGCGCGAGUCCACCCUCAACCUGUCGGCCGACUUCAUGAGCGACCGCGGCUCGUCCAUCGGCAACCGGCGGUCCUCCAUCGCCGCCUCAAGCCCCGAUCCGUUUCCCUACUUUGUCAAGUUCACCACCGAGCCCGUGGAGCCGGUCUACCUGAGCAGGUGGAUCACGCAUCUCGAGCUGAUGCACCACUACUCGACCGCCACCUGCCUCACGCUGCCGAGGUCCAACGACGUCAGCCAGAUAUGGCAGUUCGAGGUCCCGAAGCUGGGCCUGACGUACAUGUUCCUGAUGCACGAGAUCCUCGCCAUCAGCGCCCUGCACCUCGGCUACCUGCACCCGGAGCAGCGGGAGUCGUACGCGCUGCACGCCUCGCAACACCAGAGCGACGCCAUAGUAGGCUUGCGGGAGUCUCUCAUGCAGAUCUCGGCAGAGAACUGCCACGCCCUCUUCGCUACCUCGUCGUUGCUGUUGCUCAACGCCUACUCUACCUUUCCCUACCAGAGGGGGCCACCGCAGAGCCCCGACUCGCCGACCAUCGACGACAUCCUCGACGUGUUCCUUCUCGUCAGGGGCAUGAACCACAUCCUGCUGUCAACACAGCCCAUCAUCCAGGCAGGGCCGUUCGCGCCCUUCUUCACCGAGGUCGUGACCCCGGCGUCGACGCCGCUGCUGGACGCCGUCACGCAGCACCUCAAGGAAUUCCGGUCGGCCCUCGAGGCCGACGACGUCAACUCGUCGAGCAAGGCCGUGGUGUCAAAGGAGAUUGACGUCUUCCUGCAGUGGAUCAUGCACGCCGUCGAGACCACGGCCACGCCGGAGAUACGCGUGGUUCUGACGUGGCCCAUCAACCUCACGGAGGAGUACCUGCGGCUGCUGCGGCACCGCGAUCCCGCGGCGCUGACGCUGCUGGCGUACUACUGCGCCGUCGUCCGCUCGACCGAGGCGACUUCCUGGUUCGUGCAAGGAUGGGGCAUCAACGCGGCGCGGGCCAUCGUGUCGGAUCUGGACCCCGAGUGGAAGGACAUGAUCAAGUGGCCCCUGGCUUUCAUGAGCGACCGGAGCAUCCAGCUAUAA
Colletotrichum higginsianum IMI 349063 is the source of this 1227-nucleotide messenger RNA. RefSeq names its product Duf814 domain-containing protein. Bases 1 to 1227 code for a protein of 408 amino acids. Gene Ontology annotation, biological process: regulation of transcription by RNA polymerase II. Gene Ontology annotation, molecular function: DNA-binding transcription activator activity, RNA polymerase II-specific. The transcript has a single exon. The record is from RefSeq and is a predicted model, not a curated record. Lineage: Eukaryota; Fungi; Ascomycota; Sordariomycetes; Glomerellales; Glomerellaceae.